This is a messenger RNA of Mytilus californianus (California mussel), 5806 nucleotides long. Its product is annotated as protein OSCP1-like. The record is from RefSeq and is a predicted model, not a curated record. Gene Ontology annotation, cellular component: cytoplasm; plasma membrane. Gene Ontology annotation, biological process: transport. Lineage: Eukaryota; Metazoa; Mollusca; Bivalvia; Mytilida; Mytilidae. The coding region runs from base 71 to 1189 and encodes 372 amino acids. The transcript has 10 exons.
ACAAUAAUCUUGACCUUCUAAUAAACGAGCACUGACAGAUUCGAUCUGGUUCUUGACACUUUCAAGAAAAAUGUCGUGUAAAACAUUGCCUUUAUUGUUCAUAAAUUUAGGAGGGGAAAUGAUUUACAUCCUUGAUCAACGUCUUAGAGCACAAAAUAUAGCAGACGAGAAAGCGAAGAAAGUUCUGCAUGAUAUUAUUGCAACAAUGUUUCACAAAAGAUUUAUGGAUGAAUUAUUUAAGCCUCAGCCUUUAUAUUCCAAGAAAGCCAUGAGAACAGUGUUUGACAGACUAGCCCAUGCUUCCAUUAUGAGGCUUAAUGCUGCCAGUAUGGACAAGCUUUAUGAUUUAAUGACAAUGGCCUUUAAAUACCAAGUAUCCAUGUGCCUUAAACCUAGAGAUAUAAUAUUAGUUACACUGAAUCAUCUGGAUGCCAUGAGAAAUUUUGUUGGUGAUGCUGCAGAAAUAAGACAACAGUUAGAUCAUGUAUAUAGGUUAUUAAUGGAAAGUUUUGCAUCAUUAAGCAUGGGAGAAUAUCAACUGAUUAGACAAACAUUACUUAAUUUUUUCCAAGAUAUGCAUAUACGUGUAUCAAUUUUUCUUAAAGACAAAGUGCAAAAUAGUAAUGGUAGAUUUGUUUUACCAACAGCAGGAAGUUUACCUCAUGGAACAGAAACUCCUGGUCUUAUACGUUAUUAUAAUGAAAAUGGCAAUGAAAUUAAAACAUUACAGUUCACCCCUGGAGGAUCAUAUCAAGGGUCACAAGGUGAAGGGUCAUUUGACAUGAAAGGCAGUAGAGUUACAAAAUUAGGAACAAAUAUGUAUUCUGUAUCACGAACAGUAGAAACGACAGGGUCGACAAGAACAACAACCAGUUCAGAUAUAGAAUCCAGUACACCUGAUCCUUUAGCCAAAGCCCAAUUAGAUUUAUUAUCACAACUGAUAGGAAGUAAAACAGCAAGUAAUAAAUCAGAAAUCAGAUUGAAUUUAUUUAAAACAGACAAAGAAGAAGAACAAGCUGAAGCUGCAUUAAUGAAGCCUAUAGAAUUAGCUGAAUCUAAAGUAGUCAAAAUAGAUGCUUCCAAGAAACAAAAGAAUGAUGAAUUAAGUAGAAUUAUGGGAGAAUUAGCAGUAAACGAAGGAUCCUCCAACGACAAUGAUGAUUUAUUAGAUUUGAUGGAUAAAGCCUAGCUGCUUUUGGUACUAUGGAACAUGUGUGAAUGUGAGAGAGAUGGUUUAGUAUGAAUGUUUGACAAUUGUUACAAGAGAAAGAGACAAAUUCUUACUGAUACAACCCAAUAUGUUUUUGAUAUAUAAGAAAUUGUCAUGAUUGUAACUGUGUGAUUUCUAAAGCUAUAUUAAUGUAAAUUUUGUCUAAAAUUUAUAAGAAGGUGUUUGACUCUUAGAAUAUCUGAAAAACUAUAUAGACCUGAUGGACCAAAGCUUGUAGCUUGGAUGACAUAUCAAGUAUAUAUGUAUUAAAUGUUUAAGGCACAUAUUUAGAAUACUGUGGAUUCAUACAUUGUUUCGACUGAGAUUGUUAUCCAACUUCAGAAAACUUUGCAGGUAGUAGAAUUUAAAUUUUCUUCCAUGUUUUGCACUUAAAUCGCAAAUAAUAUAAAUUGAAUAAUUCAAAGUAAUUUCUAUAAAAAAAAAACAACUGUUAAACAAAGUAAAACUUUUCUAUAGGCUUGCAUGCUGACUUUGGAAAACCGCAAAAUCAAAUAUUCGGUACCGUGCAAUUUUUUUCUGAAUCCAUGAAAAUGAAUUAACCCACAGUACAUGAAGUAAAAAAAGAAGAUAUAUUAGCUAUAACUCUGCACUAAUAAUAAAGGCACCUAUUAAUUCAUUUAAAAAUAAUUCUUUAGUCCAUAUCUAUUGCAUUCAUCAGUUAAUGUAUGAGAUUGUAUAUAUAGGUGUACUUGGGAUAAUGGAUUAUUUUUCAGUAUAUUGACAAUAUUACUAUUUAUAUAUCUGAUGUAAAAAAAACUUUAUUGAAUGGUUGUUUCUAUUUUUAUAUUUCUAAAGAUUAAAAAUAAAUUUUACUCAAUGAAAACACUCUGCCAGGAAGUAAAGAAAUGAUAUUCAGAAUAUUUAGAUUCCUUCCAAAGUCCUAAAUUGAUUUUCCAGUUUGAAAGAUUAUGACUCAGGUAAAUAAAUCGAAAAUACUUCUUUUAUUAAACAGUUUUUAAAAAGGUUUGAUGAUUUUCAGUAAUUUCAAGUUAUAAAAUAUAUUUGAAAAUAGCAAUAUGUUAUGUGGUGCCUUAAACAGUAACUGAGCAAUAGGUAGAGUUAAAUUGUUUAUAAAAAAUGGCCCUUGUAGAUUUAAGCAAAAGUUAAUGAUAUAAAGAAAUAUGUUAUUUAUUUGCAUAGUGCUGUAACUUGUGCCCCUCUCCAGUAUUGUUUAAAUGUUAUGAGAUAUAUGAUACAGAGUGAAACUUGUCUGAACAGAAAAGAUUAAAUAACAUGAAGAUUUUAUUUUUGUUUUGUUUUAAGUGAGUUCAAUCAGAAGGAUGUUCAGAUUACUCAGGGUUCAGUUUGAUCUGGUUUCACUGUACUUUUUAUGACUUACGUAAAUUGUUAGGGAUGAUAUCACAACUUAAAUUAUUAUGAUGAAUGGCAAUGUUAUUGUUUUUAACUUAGGUUUCAACAAACAACAACUAAAUGGUAGCAAUAAAGUGAAGACAUAUCCAACAUGAACAUUCUACCUCCAAAAAAACAAGUGUAUUUAGACAAUACAAAAAAAAAAUUAUCAGUUUUUGAACGAAUUUUUCCUGAGGGCAAAUUUUUUGCUGAAGCCAGAAAUAAAUGUAUGGGGUCGGAAAGCACUUUUUAUACAACCCUGCCAUGCAUAAAAUUUUUAAUUGAUUAUUUCAUAUAUUUGUUUAGGCUUUUUGUCUAAAAUAACCAACACCCAUCAAAUUUUGAUAAAAGUGCCUUCUGGGGUCUUAUUUGUAAGAACAUUUUCUUUUGAUUAUGAAAAGAAAUCAAAAUUUUAUACAUGUAAAGAAGAAGAAAAACCAAUGACCUUAUAUUAAAAAAAAAUCUUUUGAAACUAAAACUGCUUUGUUAGACUUGUGUGUUAUUUAAAAGUAUUUCUGUCUGUUUGUAUGUAAGCUCCAAGAAUCCGUCCUUGUAUUUUUGUGAUUGUUCAAGCAUAUCAUUACAUAUAUCACUAUUUUUUAUAUGUAUUUUUCAUAUGUGAUGGCCUUUGAUAUGUUUAUAAUUAUUUUCUUAUUUGUGUUAGGAUAUUUUGAUCUUUUUCAAGAAAAAGGAAUUUAAUCCAAACUUUGUUCUUGAAUGAUAAAUUAUAGGACACAAGUACACACAAAUGAUGUUAAAACAAAAACACAGCUGAAAUAUCAUUUGAAUAAAAAUUACUUUAGAGAACGUUUUUCAACAUUUUUACUUAACACAUUAAACACAACUUACAUUUAUAUUAAAUAUAAGUAGCCUAAACAAUACAUAUAAAUGUAAAAUUCGUUAUGAUUUACUUUCAAUAUGUUUAGGGGAUCUAAAAUUGUGGCAGCCAUCAUGGAUAUCAAAACUGUUGGUAUUUGUUUUUACUGAAAGUAACUAACUUUUUUCACUGCAAAAAACAGUAUGGAAAAAACUACUUUUGGCAAAUAAUUCAAAGAUUAUAAUGCUUAAGAUAAGAAUGUCUAGCUACCAUAAUUUUCCAAAGAAUAUACAAAAACAAUUUAAAUGUUUCAACUUUCAAACAGACAAUGUCUCAUUUUCAUUCACCCCAUAUUCCUCUUUGCCGGUCUGUUAACAUUUAGCACUCUCCAAGUAUUUGCACAAACUGAUGGCUGUUCAUUUUUUCAAAAGCAAUAGCUUAUAUUUUAUAUUCAAUAUGACUUGUUUAUCUUGAGGUGUUUUUCAGUAAAUUUGUUCAAAACAUUUCUAUAAUUGGUAAUACUUCAACUGUGUGUGUGUUUACCAAUCACUUGAUUUUGUUUAUAUUUUUGUUAGCUAGACAAUAAUGUCCCAUGUCAUCCCAACUUGUUAGACUUACUUUGUAAAAAUAUUAUUGUAUGUAUCUUUGUUUAUCAACUUAUUUUUUGCUUGGGUUUAAAAAAAAAAUAGUAUGAAUCUCAGUAUCUUUAACAUAUUUUAUUGUGAUUUUUGGUUACAUUCAUGAAAUAUUUUAACUAGUGUUAAGUUGCCAUAAAAAUAAGCUGUAUUGUUAUUUAUCUUUUGCUAUAGUAUUUCUGUAUUUUUAUUUUUGUCUUUUAUUUUUAUGACAUUUGUCGACAGAUAAUGUUACUUUUAUGUAUCAUUUAUUGUGCCAAACUUUUAUAAUGCUCUUUUUAGCUUUAUACAUUAAAUGUGUCUAAACACAAACACAUCUUAAAACUAGAUCAAAGUAUUCAGUAACACAAUUUAACGACUAUGGUUUAUUGUUGCCUGCGACGAAAGUUGCAGAAAGUAAGACACAGGGAUUGCCUCUGGUGUGACAGCGACGGCUCCAGAGUCAACAAUUACUAAGUUUUCUGCUUAAGUUAGUUUGAUGGAACUACUUGUGAUAGAUCAUUGAUAUUUUGUAUGAAGAUGCAUUACUAUCAGUACCGGUACAUAUCAGUUUGACAACAAUUUUGAGGCCAUGACUUAGGCAGUGACUUUGAAUUAAUUAGCAAUUUUAAAUGUUAAGUUUUCUGCUUAAGUUAGAUUGAUAGGUACUACUGGUGAUAGAUCAAUGAUAUUUUGUGUGAAGUUGCAUUGCUAUCAGUUACAUAUCAGUUUGACAACUAUUUUGAGGCCCUGCCCCCUAGGCUAUGGUUCAGUGACUUUCAAUUAAUUAGCAAUUUUCAAUGAUAAGUUUUCUGCUCAAGUUAGUUUGAUAUGAACUACUUGCGAUAGAUUAAUGAUAUUUUCUAUGAAGUUGCAUUACUAUCAGUACAUAUCAGUUUGAGGACUAUUUCAAGACCCUGCCCCCUAGGUCAUGGUCCAAUGACUCAAUCAAGUAACAAGUUUCACUGUUAAGUUUUUUUAUUAAGUUAGUUUGAUAGGAACUACUUACAAUAGACAAUAUUUUCUAUAAAGUUACAUUGCUGUAUGUACACCUCAGUUGGUCAACUGUUUCAAGGCCAUUCCCACUAGUUGGUUCAGCGACUUUGAAUUAAUUAGCAAUGUUGCUGUACAUCAGAUUGUCUUUUUCUAAAUUUUUGGCCGACAGACGAGACAUAUCUUUGUGUCAACAGUUUAUGUUAUUAAUUUCAAUAUGCAUGUAAGAAGCUUUUGAAAAAAAAACAUCAUUAAGUGGGACACAGAUGUAAGAUUUAACAAGGUUUAGGUUUAACAUUUUUUUGCCUUGCUUAGACUCCCAAAAUUUUAUUUUGGUAGCUGAUAUUUAUAUGUUAUAUUUGUAAAUAUAUUGAUGAUAAUGAAAUUGUGUUCUCAAAAACAGCAUCUGUGCAAUUAAACUACAACAGAGAAUAGAAUAGGUUUCUGAAGUAGUUGGUUAUAAUUUUGUUCGUGAAGGAUCUAUGAGGUCUUAUACUGUUGCCUAAUUUAAACUGUACUCUAUGGCUAGGUGUUAUAAGUACAUCAUAAUUUUUUACUAGCAAAGAUGGUUCAGCUUGAUUAUUGAAUUUUAAAAGUUCAAUCUGACUUGUUUCUUUCAUGUAGUUGAAAUCUGAAUUGCUCUGUAUAAUUCUAAAUUUUCUCAGUCAUGUUCUAUUAAUUGUAGAAAAAUAUAUUUGGUGAAGUUAAUGACAAUAGUUUGUUAUACAUAAAUAUUUGGGUCAAGUUUGGUAAAGAAAAGUUUUUGAUCUGAAGUAUUUUUAAUAAAAUUAUCAAAAUGAA